AGAUGGCAUUUCUUGCACUGCAAGUGUUGAUUGGGAUAUUUAUUUACUUAAGCAGUGUAAAAGGAUCUUCCCAGCCUCAAGCAAGAGUGUUUUUAACAUUCAAUGAGUUGCAAGAAACUAAGACCUCCGAAUAUCACAGAAUAUCCCACAGUCCCCUGGAUUACAGGAUAUUAUUCAUGGAUGAAGAUCAGGAUCGGAUCUAUGUGGGCAGCAAAGAUCAUAUUCUGUCUUUGAAUAUUAAUAAUAUAAGCCAGGACCCUCUCAGUAUUUUCUGGCCAGCUUCAGGAAACAAGGUUGAAGAGUGCAAAAUGGCUGGCAAAGAUCCUACACAUGGCUGUGGAAAUUUUGUGCGUGUGAUCCAGUCGUACAAUCGCACCCACCUGUACGUUUGUGGCAGUGGCGCCUUCAGCCCCGUGUGUGUGUACGUGAACAGAGGGCGCAGGUCUGAGGAACAAAUCUUCAAGAUCGACUCCAAGUGUGAAUCAGGAAAGGGACGCUGUUCUUUCAACCCUAAUGUGAACACGGUGUCUGUCAUGAUCAAUGAAGAGCUUUUUUCAGGGAUGUAUAUUGAUUUCAUGGGUACGGAUGCUGCCAUUUUUCGGAGUCUGACCAGGAGGAAUGCAGUGAGAACUGACCAGCACAACUCCAAGUGGCUGAGUGAGCCUAUUUUUGUGGAUGCUCAUGUUAUCCCAGAUGGCACUGACCCCAACGAUGCCAAAAUCUACUUCUUCUUCAAAGAGAGACUCACAGACAACAGUGGCAGCACAAAGCAAAUUCAUUCAAUGAUUGCAAGAAUAUGCCCAAAUGACACAGGUGGUCAACGUAGUCUUGUGAACAAGUGGACAACAUUUUUGAAAGCAAGACUUGUGUGCUCAGUAAUGGAUGAAGAUGGAACAGAAACGUACUUUGAUGAAUUAGAGGAUGUGUUUCUUUUAGAGACAGAUAACCCCAGAACAACACUUGUGUAUGGAGUUUUUACAACAUCAAGCUCCAUAUUUAAAGGCUCAGCUGUGUGUGUAUAUCAUCUAUCUGACAUACAGACUGUGUUCAAUGGGCCGUUUGCACACAAGGAGGGCCCAAACCACCAGCUGAUUCCAUAUCAGGGCAGAAUUCCGUACCCGCGACCUGGCACUUGUCCAGGAGGAGCCUUCACACCUAAUAUGAGGACAACCAAAGAGUUUCCAGAUGACGUUGUGACCUUCAUCAGAAAUCACCCUUUGAUGUUUAAUCCCAUUUACCCAAUCCACAAGAGGCCGUUAAUCAUCCGGAUAGGAGCCGACUACAAGUAUACAAAGAUUGCUGUGGAUCGAGUGAAUGCUGCUGAUGGAAAAUACCAUGUCUUGUUUCUUGGAACAGAUCAAGGAACCAUACAAAAAGUUGUUGUCCUACCCACCAACUUCUCUGCAAGUGGAGAACUCAUUUUAGAAGAGCUGGAAGUUUUUCAGAGUAGUUCUCCUAUAACAACAAUGAAGAUUUCAUCUAAAAAGCAACAGCUGUACGUGAGCUCAGACGAAGGGGUCACUCAGGUAUCCUUGCAUCGCUGCCACAUUUACGGGACCGCCUGUGCUGACUGCUGCCUGGCCCGAGAUCCUUACUGCGCCUGGGAUGGCAACUCCUGCUCCAGGUUUUAUCCCACAGGGAAAAGGAGGAGUCGUAGGCAAGACGUGAGACAUGGAAACCCUCUGACUCAGUGCCGAGGUUUCAACCUGAAAGCUUACAGAAAUGCUGCAGAAAUAGUUCAGUAUGGAGUGAAAAACAACACCACCUUUCUGGAAUGCACCCCCAAAUCUCCUCAGGCUUCUAUCAAAUGGCUACUACAGAAAGACAAUGACAGAAGGAAAGAGGUCAAGCUGAAUGAAAGGAUCAUAGCUACUGAGCAAGGACUCCUCAUUCGCUCUGUCCAAGACAGUGACCGGGGGCUUUACCACUGCAUUGCAACAGAAAACAACUUCAAGCAGACCUUAGCAAAGAUCAAUUUCAAAGUGUUGGAUUCGGAGAUGGUGGCUGUCAUGACUGACAAGUGGUCCCCUUGGACCUGGGCCAGCUCAGUCCGAGCGCUGCAGUUCCACCCCAAGGACUUUGUGGGAGCUUUCAGCCACUCAGAAAUGCAGAUGAUUAACCAGUAUUGCAAAGACAGUAGAAUACAAGGUCAGCAGAGGGAAGAAUCCCAGAAGAUGAGAGGAGACUACAGCAAACUAAAGGCCCUUAUCAAUAGCAGGAAAAGUAGAAACAGAAGGAAUCAAUUACCUGGUUCUUAAUUUUAUUUUGUAGUAAUAGAUAUCUUUGUCCUCACUGUAGAGGGCUUAUAUUUGUCUGU
Chaetura pelagica (chimney swift) is the source of this 2317-nucleotide messenger RNA. RefSeq names its product sema domain, immunoglobulin domain (Ig), short basic domain, secreted, (semaphorin) 3C (gene SEMA3C). Gene Ontology annotation, molecular function: chemorepellent activity; semaphorin receptor binding. NCBI's taxonomy places the organism in Eukaryota, Metazoa, Chordata, Aves, Apodiformes, Apodidae. The coding region runs from base 3 to 2258 and encodes 751 amino acids. The record is from RefSeq and is a predicted model, not a curated record. Gene Ontology annotation, biological process: semaphorin-plexin signaling pathway; axon guidance; neural crest cell migration. The transcript has 17 exons.